AUGGGGAUUCUUUAUGGUGACGAAAAAAUGUCGUACGUAAAAACGGCAUUUUAUAUAUACAUGCAGAUCGAAAACCACAAGAUUGAUAUAGAGCUUACGGAGAAGGUGAAGCUUUUGGUGAAUCGCCAUUACGAAGACAAUCUGAAAGCCACUUUCUACAAAUCCGAGACAGCACAAAUAUUGGAAAAUAACGGAUAUAUCGGUGACAAAGAUUGGGAAAGCACUUUCUUCAUUUGGCGUCGACUAUAUUCUAACAUCAACGAGCUUACUAGCCUCUCAAAAGAUCUCCGGUAA
Erythranthe guttata (spotted monkey flower) is the source of this 294-nucleotide messenger RNA. NCBI's taxonomy places the organism in Eukaryota, Viridiplantae, Streptophyta, Magnoliopsida, Lamiales, Phrymaceae. The record is from RefSeq and is a predicted model, not a curated record.